AUGAAUUUCAUUGACCGAUUCAAUUCCAUUGACUUUCCUCAUGAAUCUUACCCUGUUUACGAAGAUUUCUACUUCCUCCCUCUCUUCUUUCUCUUCUUCCCUUCCAUUCGCUUCCUUCUCGACAGAUUCAUCUUCGAGAAAGUGGCGAGAAGAUUGAUUUUUGGAAAGGGGAACAAAAUGUUGGAUUACCAGACGGAGGAUAGAAGAAAGAGGAUUAAUAAAUUUAAGGAAUCGGCGUGGAAAUGUAUUUAUUAUCUCUCGGCGGAGAUUCUUGCUCUGUAUGUAACUUAUGAUGAGCCUUGGUUUACCAAUACGAGAUAUUUUUGGAUAGGGCCUGGGAAUCAGGUUUGGCCAGAUCAAAAGAUUAAGUUGAAGUUGAAGGCAGUCUAUAUGUAUACUGCUGGAUUUUAUUCAUACUCCAUUUUUGCUUUAAUAUUUUGGGAAACAAGGCGUUCUGACUUUGGGGUUUCCAUGAGUCAUCAUGUUGCUACUUUCAUGCUCAUUGUGUUGUCUUACAUUUGUAGGUUUGCUCGUGUUGGAUCAGUUGUUUUAGCAAUUCAUGAUGCUAGUGAUGUGUUUCUUGAGAUAGGAAAAAUGUCCAAAUACAGUGGUGCUGAAGCAACGGCUAGCACUGCAUUUAUUCUUUUUGUUUUAUCUUGGGUCAUAUUGCGCCUCAUUUACUACCCAUUCUGGAUUCUUUGGAGUACAAGCUAUGAAGUUCUGCUCACCUUGGAUAAGGAAAAGCACCAAGUGGAUGGUCCAGUAUAUUAUUAUAUGUUCAAUACUCUUCUAUUCUGCUUGCUGGUUCUGCAUAUUUAUUGGUGGGUGUUAAUAUAUCGAAUGCUUGUCAAACAAAUCCAAGCAAGAGGAAAACUUAGCGAAGAUGUUCGAUCUGACUCAGAAGAUGAACACGAAGAUUGA
Molecule: messenger RNA, 921 nt
Organism: Vicia faba (fava bean)
Lineage: Eukaryota; Viridiplantae; Streptophyta; Magnoliopsida; Fabales; Fabaceae
Source: the annotation of a GenBank genome assembly